Messenger RNA from Phytophthora nicotianae INRA-310, 921 nucleotides. RefSeq names its product histone H2B. NCBI's taxonomy places the organism in Eukaryota, Oomycota, Peronosporomycetes, Peronosporales, Peronosporaceae. The transcript has a single exon. Gene Ontology annotation, biological process: nucleosome assembly. Gene Ontology annotation, molecular function: protein heterodimerization activity; structural constituent of chromatin; DNA binding. The record is from RefSeq and is a predicted model, not a curated record. The coding region runs from base 62 to 415 and encodes 117 amino acids. Gene Ontology annotation, cellular component: nucleosome.
GGGCGUGACCAAACCGAUCAUUCCUCAAUUUACCGAGUAAUUCAAACCCCAAUCAGCAGUAAUGGCGAAGACUCCCUCCAAGAAAGCCGCGAAGACGGUUGCUAAGUCCGGCAAGGGCAAGGGCAAGGGCAAGAAGCGUGUCGAGUCGUACUCGACCUACAUCUACAAGGUGCUGCGUCAGGUGCACCCCGACACGGGUAUCAGCAAGCGUGGAAUGUCGAUCAUGAACUCCUUCAUCAACGACAUUUUCGAGCGCAUCGCUUCGGAGGCCGGCAAGCUGUCGCGUUACAACAAGAAGUCCACCCUGUCCAGCCGUGAGAUCCAGACGGCUGUGCGUCUCAUGCUCCCCGGUGAGCUGGCUAAGCACGCCGUGUCAGAAGGCACGAAGGCUGUGACCAAGUUCACUUCGGCCUAAGCUCUCUAACAACUGAAUUCUCGGCUUUGGUUCAGCUUCCAAUAGCCUGUCGUUUGCUUAGUGUGAUCGACCCAAUCAAGUCGGUAUCCUAUCUGUUGUGCAGUAAGGAACCGCACUCUUCAUUCUGGUGUUUAUUAACACCACCCUUUUGCGAAAGAUAUUUAACGUGGUGCUGGUGCUUUUCUGAUGAAGCUUGUGUUGUGCUGAAAUUUUGAUCGAGUUUGUGUGUGUAAUGGUCGCUUAGACUUCGUCAUUUUAAUUACGGGUAUAGUCCUGCUUUUGGCUUUAUUUGUAAUGGAGCGGUGCUUGUAUUUUAUCCCUGGCAAAACCAUGGACUUGAUCAAAUCUAUGUGCUGCGCUGUGAGAGCAUGUGCAGUCAAGCUCGAGUCGUCACUGGAGACGUUGUGUAGAUUCGAAUGAAUAACAUCUCCAGGCUCUAGAAUUUGUGCUUGUAUUUGCAAUACGAUGGUAGUGUUCUUGGCCUUUAUUUCUAACCGAAUUAUGCG